AUGUACUUCUCCAAGCUAUCAGCCCUUACCCUCCUCCCAUUUCUCUCCAUAACCACCGCCCUCUCUCUGCGCUCUCCAACACGCACAAUCGAAGCUCGCUCAUCAACUUGCACCCCAGUAGCAGGAGGAAGUUCUUCAACAGAUGAUGUGCCCGCCAUCACAUCAGCGCUAGCAACAUGUGGCGAUGGUGGUACGAUCGUCAUCCCCGCAGGAAAAACAUACUACAUCAACAGCGUGCUCGACUUCUCAUCAUGCAGUGGCUGCGACUUUCAAAUCGAGGGCACGCUGAAGUUCGCUUCGGAUACCUCCUAUUGGGAAGGUCGGACCGCAAUGAUGUACGUGAAGGGCGUCACUGGGAUGACUUUGCAGUCCCUUACUGGGGAUGGACUGAUUGAUGGAAACGGACAAGAUGCAUACGACCUCUUCGCCUCAAACAGCAGCUACGCACGCCCAACCCUCCUCUACAUAACAUCCAGCACAAACAUAAAAGUAACCGGCCUAACACAAAAGAACCCGCCAAACGUCUUCAACUCCGUAACAGGCACAAGCAGCGAAAUCCACUUCUCGAACCUCAAAAUGACCGCCGCAUCCAAAAGCACCAACCCCGCCAAAAACACCGACGGCUUCGACAUCGGCUCCUGCACAACCGUAAGCAUCACCUCCGUCUCCGUCUCCAACGACGACGACUGCGUAGCCUUCAAGUCCGGCGCAAACUACGUUACCGUCUCAGACAUUACUUGCACGGGCAGUCACGGGCUGAGUGUGGGGUCGUUGGGCUCAAAUGGGGCUGCGUCCGUGAAGAAUGUGUAUGUUUCGGGCGCGACGAUGAUCAAUUCGACUAAGGCGGCGGGCAUCAAGACUUAUCCGUCUGGUGGGGAGCAUGGGGUUGCGACGGUGAGUAAUGUGACGUGGAGUGGGGUUGUGGUUGAGGGGUGUGAUUAUGCGAUUCAGAUUCAGAGUUGUUAUGGGGAGGAUGCGAGUUAUUGUGAGGAGUAUCCUGGGGAUGCGGUCUUGAGCGAUGUGGUCUUUGAAGGGUUUAGUGGGAAGACUAGUGGGACGUAUGGGGCUGUUACGGGGAAUAUGGAUUGUGGUGCUGAUGGGAGUUGUGGGGUCAAGGUUAGUGGGUAUACGGUUGUGGCGCCGGAUGGGGAUAGUGAGGUGCUUUGUGCGAAUACGGAGGAUUUGGGGGUUACGUGUACGUCUGGGGCUUCGGGGUGA
Messenger RNA from Penicillium verhagenii, 1218 nucleotides. Its product is annotated as putative extracellular exo-polygalacturonase. The record is from RefSeq and is a predicted model, not a curated record. Gene Ontology annotation, molecular function: polygalacturonase activity. Bases 1 to 1218 code for a protein of 405 amino acids. Lineage: Eukaryota; Fungi; Ascomycota; Eurotiomycetes; Eurotiales; Aspergillaceae. Gene Ontology annotation, biological process: carbohydrate metabolic process. The transcript is spliced from 2 exons.